Messenger RNA from Trichoderma atroviride IMI 206040, 1380 nucleotides. RefSeq lists its product as uncharacterized. The record is from RefSeq and is a predicted model, not a curated record. Gene Ontology annotation, biological process: sphingolipid metabolic process. Lineage: Eukaryota; Fungi; Ascomycota; Sordariomycetes; Hypocreales; Hypocreaceae. Gene Ontology annotation, molecular function: glucosylceramidase activity.
AUGUUUGCUUCCAAUCACUUGGCAAUCUUGGCAAACUUUGCCGCCUUAUGUGCAGCACAAUCUGCAAUCACUGUCAAUGUUAAUACCAGGUAUCAGCAGAUUGACGGCUUCGGCUUUUCUCAAGCAUUUGGCCGCGCCAGCCAAUUCCAGAGUGCCAAUGCUAGCACUCAAAAGCAAGCUUUAGAUUAUCUGUUCAGUACCACUACUGGUGCUGGCUUUAGCAUCAUCCGCAACCGCAUCGGAUCAGGUGGUUCUGGGGACAGCAUCGAGCCAAAUAAUCCAGGCUCUCCUUCUGCGACACCGAGUUAUGUAUGGGAUAACAACGAUAGUGGCCAAAUAUGGUUUACAAAACAAGCUGUUUCUUAUGGAGUCAAGACAAUCUAUGCUGAUGCAUGGGGUGCUCCGGGGUUUAUGAAAACCAGCGGCUCAGACUCGUCCCCUGGGUAUCUUUGUGGCACUACAGGCCACUCGUGCUCAUCUGGAGACUGGAGACAAGCGUAUGCAAACUUUCUUGUGCAGUACGUCAAGUACUACGCAUCAGCGGGCUACACGAUCACGCAUCUAGGGUUCUUGAAUGAGCCGGAUUUCCAGCCCUCAUACUCUCAGAUGCAGAUCAGCUCGAAUGCCCAAGAGGCUAUAUCAUUUAUACCAAUUCUGUAUAACACAGUCAAGGCUGCUGGCCUUGGUACCAAGAUCACUUGCUGCGACGCAGUAGGCUGGACCGACCAGAGCACUUAUACGACAAAUCUAGUCAAUGGGGGCUCAACUCAAUAUCUUGGUGUAAUCACCUCUCACUCGUACAGCGCAGACGCCACUUCGCCACUGAGCCAGACCACGCUGCCGAAAUGGAACACUGAAGGCGGACCCAGCACAGCAUUCGUUACCACAUGGUAUGGCAGCGGCGGCACCAACGAAGGCUUCACCUGGGCCAAUAAGUUGGCUGUUGCGAUGGUCAACGCACAGCUCUCGGCGUAUCUUUUCUGGGAAGGCUUUGAGAUCCAACAAUCACAGUCAGGCAGUCACUUGGUCGAUGCUCUCGAUGGGAAGACAGCUACGCCAUCGGGUAUCUUCUGGGCAUUCGCCAUGUGGUCCCGAUACAUUCGUCCUGGGGCCUAUCGUGUUGCCACUACAGGAUCCAUAUCGAACGUUAUAAUUGGCGCCUUCCAGAAUACCGACAAUUCCGUAAUUCUUGUCUUUACAAACAGUGGAACUUCGGCACAGUCAGCUAAAGUGUCUUUUACUGGAUUUUCUCCAUCUUCUGCCGCCGCAUACGUCACGGACAAUACUCAUACCUUUGCAACUACGUCCGCGACAUUAUCUGGCGGAGCCAUCACGGUUUCUGUGCCUUUGCGAGGAGUCGUCACCGUAAAAUUGACCUAG